GCAUGAAUGUGAUGCGAAAGCCUUGAAUAAAUAGGAAAACAAAAUCAACCCCACUUCUCUUAAUUUUUGUUUCUAUAUUUCUGUUUGGGGAGGUUUAAUUCAAUCAAGAGUUAGCCAGUUUGGUUGUCAAAUGUCUUACAAUAUAUCUGUUCCGCCUGAUACAUUCAAUGAGCACUUCCUGUUUGAUCUUCCUUUGGUUCCUCUCUACGAUUCCUCAUCCGUUUACAAUCUUCAAUCUUUGAUGACCCAACAAAACCCAAUUGACGAAUCCAAUUGUUCAGACCAAUUGGUUUCAGGGUCGCCAUUAACGGACCAGCUUGAAAAUCUCAGCCUCUAUCAAACUACCCACUUUCCAUCUUUCUCAUUUGAUCCAAAUGCAGCAAACGAGUACCAAAGUUCCAGCAGCUUGAGUUUUCCGGCUGUUAAAAAUGAAGAAUCUCUAGUGGAUUUCGAUUCUGCUUUUAAUAGUGACAAUGUAGCAAAUUACUUGCAAAGGAGCUUUAGUAGCAAUUCUUUCGAAACAAAGCCUAACUUUUCCUUCCAAACCGCUCCUAAUUCUCUGAUGGAACCCCAGAAUUUUCAAGGCCAAACCGCUUUCAGCUUGCCGGAAAACACCUUUUUCGCCGCACAUAUGAGGAAGGUUUCCAGCACCGGCGAUUUAGAGAAUAUGAGAAACGUGAAUGACAAUCAAAGGUCGACUAUAGAGAAUUCGUUAAUAGAAGAAGUGCCGUUCAAAGUAGGACGAUACAACCCAGAAGAGAGACAAGAGAGGAUUUCAAAGUACAGAGCAAAGCGUAAUCUAAGGAACUUCAACAAAACAAUUAAGUAUGCAUGCCGUAAAACACUAGCAGACAAUCGUCCUCGUGUACGAGGCCGGUUCACUCGCAACGAUGACACUGUUGAGACUCCGAAACUCGCAUGUAAUUCAACUAGAGACGAAGACGAAGAUGAGCUAUGGGCGUUACAUGAGGUGGAGGAUGAAAUCAUGGGAAGAGCAACAUUUAUCAAUAGUUUUAGUCAACAAAAUCAGUUUCCAUAUCACCAUGGUUGAUUCUGAUAUAAGAAUAUUUUUAAUAUUUUAAUUUCAUUCAAGAAAAAACAUUUGUGAUUGUAAUAUAA
Messenger RNA from Gossypium raimondii (Peruvian cotton), 1119 nucleotides. Its product is annotated as two-component response regulator-like APRR5. Gene Ontology annotation, molecular function: protein binding. The transcript is spliced from 4 exons. Lineage: Eukaryota; Viridiplantae; Streptophyta; Magnoliopsida; Malvales; Malvaceae. Gene Ontology annotation, cellular component: nucleus. The record is from RefSeq and is a predicted model, not a curated record. The coding region runs from base 131 to 1051 and encodes 306 amino acids. Gene Ontology annotation, biological process: regulation of flower development.